This is a messenger RNA of Eucalyptus grandis, 1770 nucleotides long. RefSeq names its product CD2 antigen cytoplasmic tail-binding protein 2. The transcript is spliced from 10 exons. The coding region runs from base 135 to 1415 and encodes 426 amino acids. Lineage: Eukaryota; Viridiplantae; Streptophyta; Magnoliopsida; Myrtales; Myrtaceae. Gene Ontology annotation, cellular component: U5 snRNP. The record is from RefSeq and is a predicted model, not a curated record.
GGACCCAAGUCGGCAACCGCGAGAGCACACGAGCAAUAGCAACACGCAGAGGCGCCUUCCUCAAGCUCUCUCGCUCUCUCUCUUUCGCGAAGCUACUCUCGGGUGUGAAGGGAAGUGAGAAAUUUCGACUGCAAAUGGAAGGGAGUUCAUCGCAUCCAAGCCGCAAGCGCCCUUUCUUCGAGGACGAUCCCGACUCCAGCAAAGCCCCCUCGCAAAAGCGGGUGCGGUUCCCCAAGGGCAAGAAGGUCAAGCCCGGAGACGAGGCCGCCGUCAAACGCCCCGUGGUGGAAGACAAGGGCCCCAGCGACGCGAAGGACGCCCGCCUCGCCGCCAAGGAGCGCGCGAGCCGCCGCAGCCAAAUCACCGCCGAGCUCUUCAGCGAGGACAGCAGGGGCGGCGCCAACGACAUCUCCUCCGCCGAGGUGGCUUAUGAGGACAAUGAAAGUUUUGUAGAAGAUGGGAUUCAGAUAGAACCUUUCAAUUUGGAUAAAGAGAGAGAAGAAGGCUAUUUUGAUGCGGAAGGAAACUUUGUAGAAUAUGUCAAUGAAAAUGAAAUCAAGGACGCAUGGCUUGACAGUGUUGAAGCAGUUACAAGCUUGGCUUCUAGACGCUUGGUUGCAUCGGUUGUAACACCUGCUGAAGAAGAUGCUGGUGAAUUGUCAUCUGAUGAUAUUGGAAAGAUGAAGAGACGGAUUGCCAACGUGCUCGAGCCAGGAGAAACUGUACUACAAGCAUUGAGACGGUUGAAGGGAUCCUCAAAUCGGAAGGAGAAGAUGUCAGCUGAGACAAAACAUCUAUUUGACCAGCUCACGGAAGAUGCAGCGACACUUAUGGAGAAUGGUGAAUUCAAUGUGUACCAUGAGGCACGAGAGGUUUUCGAACGAGAGGCAGAAGGAUAUGAGAGAUUGGCUUGGGCCAGGAAGGGGGGCACAGCCAUAGCUGCAGGCAAUGGGACAGAUAAAAGUUUUGAAAUGGAUCUCUUGUCUGAAGGAACAGACACUGGUUCUGCUUCUGGUCACAACACUGCUGCUGCUGGAACUUCAGAACCUAAUGCUUCAACCUUACAGUCACAGAUAUUAAAUGGUGGUGCUGAAGAGUUUGAUAUGUUUGCGGAAGAUGAUGAACAAGCUACUACAAAUAAAUCAUCUGAAGAGAUUGAACAUAUUCCUCAUGGAGACGGUAUGGUUCCUCAACCGUCAUUGAGUGUUGACAAUGCAUAUCCUGAGACUGGAGAGUCACAGAGUGAUUAUGUCUAUGAUGAGUCUUCUGGGUACUAUUACAGCAGCAGUUUGGGGUAUUAUUAUGAUCCAUCUACUAAGCUUUAUUGCUCUGCAGCUUCUGGACAAUGGUAUGCAUUUAACGAGGAAACUGGAACAUAUGAAGAAGUCCAGGCGGAUAUAUCCAAUACAAGUUAAUAUAAGGACAGUUUUGUGGUUCUCAGUGGGACCUUACCCAAUUAAACAGGGCAAGAGUGUGGAACUUGCUGGUGAAGAAGAACAUCCCGCGAUGGUUUUCUGUCAGUAAUGCUAGUAUACUUAGCUUGCUGUACAAAAUUGUCAUACCAAGAGAUGCAUUAUACUGUUCUGCAUUAGUUAGGUUGCUUCAGAUGGGACUUGGCAUAAAUACUAACCAAAACUGCUGGCAUGUUUGAGCUUGCGUAGUCUGAUGCAAGUCGUCUCAUUGCCUGUUCUUCACAUUACAGACUCAUUGUCAUACUGCCAGAAUUCAAAUGAAUUGAUGAGCCGUCUGGCUCGAAAACUGUUAACUGAA